Vitis vinifera (wine grape) is the source of this 6791-nucleotide messenger RNA. RefSeq names its product ubiquitin-like domain-containing protein CIP73. The record is from RefSeq and is a predicted model, not a curated record. Gene Ontology annotation, molecular function: polyubiquitin modification-dependent protein binding; misfolded protein binding. The transcript is spliced from 12 exons. NCBI's taxonomy places the organism in Eukaryota, Viridiplantae, Streptophyta, Magnoliopsida, Vitales, Vitaceae. Gene Ontology annotation, cellular component: BAT3 complex. Bases 3979 to 5655 code for a protein of 558 amino acids.
UCUCUUGCUCUUUCUUUUUCUUUUUGCUGUGUCUCUGUUCUCAUUCUCUUCCUGGUAAUUACUAUCAACUUCCACUUUAUGGUUUCCAAAUGAUUGUUGUGGUACUCAUAAUUUUGAAACAAAUGAAUUUUAUACACUUACUAUAUUUGAAUUUGCUGGUUAUUGCCAUUUUCAGGCUAUGAGCACAAGAGUUAAAAAUAAAUAAAUAAUAAAAAUAAAGACCAUUAUUUUAAAAAGCUGGAAAGCAAUAAUAUCUGCAAUUUGUGAGUACAAAAGCAUAAGAAAACCUUUGUCUUCCACUCCUCAUUAAUGUCAUCUUAUUUCUGCACCUUUUGACAUAUAUACACGCCCAUGGUAACUUUUGUGUAUUUGCACCUUCUGGUGUUUUUUGGUUGCUUUGUAUAUGUUGUAUAUACUUUUUAAAAUCUCUUUUUGAUGAGUAAAGACUUAAUAUCAUGUGUACUUUUUAAAAUUAAUACAAUCUUCUUUUACGUAUCAAAAAAAAAAAAAAAAGGUACUAUAUCACAUUAAAACAUUGCCUCUCUAUAUGCAUUUUUUAUUUCUCAAUGCAAAGCAAAGAAUAUUUCACUUCAAUGUUCUUUAGCUUAUGAAUCUGUCUUUGUGUGUUUAUUUGGAUGAGUAAAGACUUAAUAUCAUGUGUACUUUUUAAAAUUAAUACAAUCUUCUUUUACGUAUCAAAAAAAAAAAAAAAGGUACCAUAAUCACAUUAAAACAUUGCCUCUCUAUAUGCAUUUUUUAUUUCUCAAUGCAAAGCAAAGAAUAUUUCACUUCAAUGUUCUUUAGCUUAUGAAUCUGUCUUUGUGUGUUUGUUUGGCUCCAUGUUUACUAAUUUUUAUGUUAAACAUUGUAAUGAUAAAAUACAUGACAUUUUACCUCCACGUGAAUUACAUUAUAUAUUCCAUUAUGCCGCCAAUCCACAUAACACUUUUCCACAAUGUUGUUAACUGAAAUUCCAAUUUUAGCCCCAAGAAUUAUUUUUUACCUCCAAUCUCUCUUGUGAUCUUGCUAGCUUGGAUGUGAAGUUGCAAAUGCAAUUUGGUUUAAAGGGGAGGGAGGAAGAAUAGAAGAAAUAUCCAAAAUAUGCCUCGACUUGAUGAGAAGAAAUUUGGGGGAUAUGGUCUUUGCUGUAAAGACGUCUUUCCAUGUAGUUAGAUUUGCUCUACCAGUAACCUUAAUGCUGCUUACAAUAGUUCAACAACACAUGCAGGAUUCCAGAAUGUUUCCAUGGCUGGAUAUAUGUAUAUAUAUAUAUAUAUAUUCCUUUUUUUUUGUAUUGAAAUAUUCAAAUCUAUGGGUGGUUCACUCAACUGUCUUUGAUAUUAGUCAGACUAAGGGACAUGUAUACCUCUGAAGAGGAGCUAUAUUCAUGUUGGAGAAGGUGUAAGUAUUAGCACCUGCAUGCCCUGGCUUUGUUGUUUGAGAGUUUUCAGGUUAGUGUGUCUGUAGUGUGCUGUGUGUUGCAACUGAGGCUAAUGCUGAACUGUGACUGCAAAUAAGUCAUCUUAAUCCUCUGAUUACCUGCAAAAACACGCCGUUUGGGACACUGACGUAACUUGAGACCGUUUUAGAGAAGGGAAAGAGAGGAGAAGAUUUUGGGACCUGAUGGCUAGGAUCUCUAUAGAAAACUUACCUCUUUUAGCUGAUGGUUGUACCUUUUAUACUCUACACUGAACCUAGUUCCUCUGGGGCUAGGUUGCCUACCACAUCUUCUAGUCUAGUCGAAUGAUCGAGGCCUUUGGCUUUCAGGAGUCUUAAGCAAUGAUGGAGUUGAGCUCGAGUAGUUCGAGGUCUAUAUUAUCGCUCCUCAAGUACCACUUUGUAUUCACUUAGCUCGAGCAUUGAGCAUUAUCCUAGCCCACAGGCUGGGUUUAUUGCCACGUGAUAAGUGAGAAUGGAUGCCUUCCCAAUGCGUCCUUUUUCUUGCCAUCAAGAACUUUGAGCUUGGAAAAAGCAGGAAUGCCAAAAUUCAAACUGUUUGGCUGAGUUGGCUUUUCAAAGUGAAAAUUGAACCGUUUGAGAUACACAUGGCAGGGCUGAGUUGGCUUUUCAAAUGAUGGCAGUAGGAUUUGCGCCUCAUCAUUGUGCCCGCAGUAUUUAAUCUAGUGGGCUGUUCCUUCAGGCCUUUUAAAAACCCAAAGAAUCUCCUUUUUUUCCUCACUUUGCCUUAUUUUGCAAGCCGAGACGCUGCUGGAUCUUUUUCCAGGCUACCUCCAACCAGUUUUUUCUGAUGCCACUUAAUCAAUUCCAGUUCAUUCACCUUACUUUCCUAGAGCUAUUUCAUGGGUAACAAGUUUUGCCUUAUCUUUACCUUUUAUUUUCUGUUUUUUAGUGGUUUUUUGGUCAGUGCUUGUGUCGUCUUAGAUAAAUUUUGCUUUUCCGGCAACCACCUGGAACCGUACCUCCCUAGAGCUCUGACUCAGUUUUUCCUGCCCUAGGGGUUGGGCGGCGGGCCUAGCCUUUAAUUCAUUUCUUUUGGGUGAAAGGAGAUGAAUGACAAAAUCUUGAUUGUGUAGAUUAACUUAGGACUACAUUGACUAUGCCUAUGAUGUGGAAAUCCUAUUUCCCAAGGAUUAGUUUUAUGAUGAGUGUGUGACAGUUUUUCUACAUUGGUUUAAACCAUGAUGAAGGAGCCUGCUGCUUUGGGAGACUAAUUCCAUGUAAGCAUCAGGAAAUCCCUGUUUGCGUAGUCUUCUUGUUGUGGAUAGGUUUUGUUUUUCUGCUUGUCUUGUCUAGAUAGUUUUCUUAUUUAACUAGAUGUGUUAUGUAGAUUUCAGAAUAUUAAUUUUUGAGUAUUUGAUGAAUACCACAGAUGGGGAAUGCAGACAGGAUUUUUAUUGCCAAUGGCAACUAGUGUGUAUGCUGCACUUUGGGCAACUAAUGAUAAAAUUUUAGUCAUAUAGCAGUAACUUUUGAAAGGUCAAUUAUAAUUUGCUUAGUCAAAUAGACCAUUAAAAGAUGAUGGAACUUAUUAUUAAUUUUAUUGUUUUUUCUUUUUUAUUAUUAGUCCUGAGGUGAAAUUGUUUAAUUCCAUAACAUGAAGACAGCUAAACAUUUUGAGAAGAUUUGAGAACUGCCCACUGGAGGCAUUGAUGCAUAUGCCAUCUUAGUAGGAAAUAUGUCUUUGACAUCUAUGAGAAAAGUUUAUCAAUAGAUCAUAGUAGGUAAUAAGUCUUUGACAUCUACUGGAAAUAAUGUGACAACUGAUGUGAGGUAAGAGGGUUUAAUGGGAAAAAUGUACUCCUUUCAUGCUAUAUGAGGAAUGAAUGGAAAUAAUAAAUUAUCUAUUCUGACAAGAAUAUAUGCUUCAUUAAAUGAGGUUAAUUCUUCUGCUUGAACAAGUAUUUAGUAGUUGUUCCCUUAGAGGAGGCCCCCUGAGCUUCCCUUUCCUACUUACUGCUUCUUGCUUGAUAAAUUUUGUAUUAAGAAUGAGCAUAAUUACAUUGUGUCUUAUUUAAAAUAUUUUCUUUUCUCUUUGUCAACAGUUUGUGUUUUGUGUGCCUCCUUUCCUAUAUCAAAAUAUUUAUCUGCAUCAUCGCCUGGAACCUUGAAGACAUUUGCAUAUCUACAGAACACUGGCUGAAUGAGUAUUGAUUAGUUGAAGUGUAUUUCUGCUAAUGGCAGAAACUGUGAUAAUGUUCCUCUUUAUAUCUAUGGCAUCUAUUCAGGACAUAUGUAUUGAAAUUUGAACCAGUUGCCUUACUUGAGAUGAUUAGUUGUGGCUGAGGCAAUGAAAUCCAAAUGGGAUAGCAUUAAUUGAGUUGGCAUCUUGUUAACUUUUCCUCAAAGUUGAUAUAUUGUAUCUUGCUUUCUUGCAGUCAAGUCUGGUUUUGGAUAUUUAUUCAACUAGAUGAAUAUGAUGUUGAAGAUGGUCACACUUUGCAUCUGGUUACCAGACAACCAGUUCCACCAUCAUCUGAGGGUUCACAUAAUCAAUCAGAUGCUAUUCCUGGUUUGGGUAUGAGUCAUGGUCAAGACAAUCAGGUAGCUCCUGGGUUUCUACCUGAAAAUUUGAAUGUGCCUAAUCAAGGUGAUGCCAUUCCUCCAGAAAUUAAUCAGCUUGUUUCUGCUGUUCUUGGUGCUUUUGGAGUUAAUGAUAUUGGUGGUAAUCAGGGGCCUGAUGCUAGGGUCGUGCCUGAUUCUUUGACUACUUUGUCCCAGUAUCUGAGUCGAUUGAGGCGUGAGUUUGGCAGAGGCAAUGGAAACAAUGUGCAGACUGCUGAUAUCCAUGGUACUGCAGAAAGAGAAUCUAAUUCCAUAUUGCAUUCAGUGACUGCACCGGGCCUUACUCCAACAGCAUCCUUGGCAGAAUUGAUGCUGUCUGCAAGGCAAAUGCUUAUUGAACAAGUUGGAGAAUCCCUACUGCAACUACAGAGGCAGCUAGAGAAUCAAGAGACUGCGACUAAUCUGUCUGAGAGGCGGGACAUUCAGUUUAGCGCAGGGAGAACAGGAGUUUUGCUUCAAAAUGUUGGUGCAUUUCUACUUGAACUUGGUCGUACAACCAUGACACUGAUCAUGGGUCAAAUGCCGUCUGAAGCUAUGGUUAAUACUGGGCCUGCACUUUUCAUAUCCCCAUCUGGUCCUAAUCCUCUCAUGGUUCAGGCUCAGCCUUUUCAACCAGGAACAAGUUUUGGUUCAUUCUCCACGGGAACUGCACAGCCUGGCUCUGGUUUGGUUAAUGGAUUUGGUUUUCUUCCAAGGCGUAUUGAUAUACAAAUCCGUAGAGGUUCUUCAAUGGUCACUCCCAAUGUUAACCAAGUGGAACAUGGUUAUACUAAUCAGCCUUCAGGCCAAAGAAACCCAGUAACAAGUUCUGGUGGUGAAAACCCAGCAACUUCUCUGGUUUCAGAGGGUUCAUCUAUUGCUGCAGUACCAAUGAGGUCCAUGCUUGGAGCAGUAUCUGGUCCAUUUAAUAGUGUUCUUUCUGAUCCAUCCAGUGGUCUUUUAGGCUUGUACCCAGUUCUUGGAAGAUUACAACAUGUGGGUUCUGGACAUGCAAUUGAUGAGCUAGGAUCUCAAGCAUCUGGUGAACAUCAAGCCACUGGCUUCCAAACCGAGCAGCUCAAUGAAGGUGGUCGCACAACAGAAGGAUCAUUGCCAACUCCUAGUUUAAGACACCUGGCACCAUCUGAAUCCCAGAAUUUCAGAAUCAACCUUCAGUCAACCAAUGGGACCAUAACUAAUCCAGAAGCUGAGGGACAUAUGCCCAGCAGUGUCCUUCAGUUUCUAAGGACCAUGUUUGCAGGUGGAGAAAUUGAACAUGUCGAGGAUUUCAAUUCACAAGGAAUAGCUACAAAUCCCGUCACAGAGCAUUCAGAGGCAGCCGCUGGUGCCAUGGAUGCUCAGCAAGCAGAACCAGAAGUUACUGAUGAAGGGAUCUUCUUGUCCAAUAUGCUUCGAGAGAUGAUGCGCUUCAUAUCUCAAGAUGUGGACCCAAAUGUCGCACCUCCUGAAGGAUCAAGUGCUUCAGAGCAUGGAACUGAUUCUUCCUCCCAAGCUGAGAGCUCUGUUGCUGGGACUUUGCGACGGGAAAGUGAUAAUCAGGCAAGCCCCCCAAAUUCAAAACGUCAGAAGGUAUUACAGUUUGAAACUUCUCUGUCUUUCCUUUUCAUCUUCUCUCUUUCAAAUGCGUCUUAACUUAUCAUAUCUUCAGAAUUUAGGAGGAAAUGAUGCUGUGUCAUUAGAAAUUAGAAUUGAGAUAUUCAAAUGAGACACAUCAGUGGGUUGGAUCAUGAUCUCAAUCCUUGAUAAGACGCUGCAUUCUAUUUCCUCUGGUGAUCUCAUGCAUUCUAUUUCCUCCAGUGGUCUCAUGCAAUAAUUGUUAGAUCUGAUUCUCUGAAUUUGCAACCAUAUGGUAAAUUAUAUGUUUGUAUAUAGCAUUUUCAGUGUUUUGUAGGACUUCAAUUUAAUUUCAUCAUGCCAAAGUCAUCCACAUCAGGAUCCUGGACUGGAUUUAUGGGGGUCUCGUAGCUCAAUUGAGAACUUUCAAAUUCUAAAUAGUGGCAAAGAUGAUUGAACAUGACAUGGUCAUAUUAGAAAAUUUCCUGGAAUGCUGGUUAAGUUCAAAGUAUGAGAAAAUGUAAGAAAACAGAUAAGAAUACUUAUAUUUUUUUGCAAAAUAAGCUACUGAAACAAAAGGCCAACCUAAAAGCUGCACUAAAAUUGCUUUUGGAAGUGAUUCUUAUAGGGUGAGAAGCAUUUCCUAAUGCUAGGAAACACUUUCUUUACUAAAAUUAGGCAUUCAACAAAGUUUUAAAAAUCACUUUUGAACACAAGAAGUGAUUUUUUGAACUAGCACUUGGUGUUUUUUCCAAAGUCACUUUUUCGUUAUGCAUCCAAUUGCUAAAAACACUACUAUAUUCAAACAUUAACUGAUUCUUGAUGAAAAUGUUUCUGAAAGAAGUGCUACCAACAAAAGUGCUACAGAUUAAAAGUCCUUUUACCAGAAUCACUCCUAAAUGAGUCAUUAGCGUCUUUAAAAGAAGCAUGAAACAGUCCUCAAAAUGGAUAUUCAAACUCAUGGAUGUUUUUUGAAUACUUUCAAAUAUGCAGAGCUAUAAACAGAUUUAAAUGUGGUCUUCUUAUAGAUUUAUUGGGUUACAUUUCAUUGGAGUUGGUAGACCUACCUCAGUUGGACUUCCGACUGAUUUGGUAUAGGCAUUAUUUAAGAUAAUUUGAAUGGUUGAACCAGCAAAGCUAAAGGUGACCACAUAAUCUCUUUACAGUUUUGAUGCCCAAGACAACAAAAAAAAAAAAAAACAAAUAAAUAAAAA